Rhodamnia argentea is the source of this 2665-nucleotide messenger RNA. RefSeq lists its product as uncharacterized. The record is from RefSeq and is a predicted model, not a curated record. The coding region runs from base 252 to 2405 and encodes 717 amino acids. The transcript has 10 exons. NCBI's taxonomy places the organism in Eukaryota, Viridiplantae, Streptophyta, Magnoliopsida, Myrtales, Myrtaceae.
AGGAGGGUUCCAGUCAGUCACCUUUAUAUUCCCUCGUACAAAUGUUUUCAUCUCCCUCGAAACUCCUCACUCGCUAGCGCUCGGCCGAUCGCUUUCUCUCGCUUUCCGGCGGUUUUCUCGCGCUUCGAACACUUCCAAUCUCAUUCCUCCGGCGAACACCGGUCCGUCCCGAUCUUGAUCGCCUCUCUCGGCUCAGUGAUCUCCAUCCUUCGUACGGACUGUGAAAUCAUCAUCAGGCUCAGUUUAGAUUAAUGUCAGUUGCAAAAGUCAAAACGUCUAACGCUCUUGAUGGGAUGAAAGUGGAGGACGGAAAUGAUUCUUUAAACACAUUCAUCCGGCAAGCUAUAGGAAAAGAACCUCUUCUGUCGCUGCCAAGGUCUGGGGAUAGCCCAGUCCAGUGGAUCCAGCUGCUUCAUGCUUUAGAUCAUCAAGAUUUGCCUGGUUGGCCACUGCUCUCUCCUUUGAAGAUUCCUAUGCAGAAGUGCGAUAAGUGCAAUCGAGAAUUCUUUUCAUCGAUUAACUACAGAAGGCACAUACGUGUGCAUCAUCGGCUAAGAAAGCUUGAUAAGGAUAGCUCCAAAAAUAGAGAUUUACUAGGAGCUUUUUGGGAUAAGCUAUCUGCGGAUGAAGCAAAGGAAAUAGUAUCCCUGAAAAAUUCUACCAUGGAGGAUGUUCCUGGGGCUACGGUUAUAAAGUCUCUGGCAUCAUUGAUACGGAAGCCUGGAUUUCCUGUAAUGCCGCAAUUUUGCAUAAAAGCUGGUUCAUCUCUUUUGGACAUUAUCCAGGCUAGGCCUUUGAGAUUUCCUCUAUCUUCCCAAGAGCUGUUUGCCAUCCUUGACGAUGCAAGUGAAAAAACCUUUUUAAGUGGACCGACCUUGUUGAUGCAAAGAUACAUUUUCGAUAAGGAAGUUGGAAAGAUUGGUCUGGAAACAAAGAACUUGGUUGCAUUCACGUGUUUCAUGUUGGAACAAAAACUGGUUGAAGCAUGGCUCGCAGAUAAAGAUGCUGAAGCAUUGAGGUUCCAGAAGUUGCUGGUGGAAGAAGAAGAAGCUGCUCAGAGAAGGCAAGCUGAAAUUCUGGAAAGAAAGAGACAAAAACGGCUUAGGCAGAAAGAACAGAAAGCAAAGGAUCAAAAGAAUGGGGAGAAGGUUAAUCUGGAGGAUAGUUUUGAUAUAACAGAGAAUGAAGCUUCGUCAGAUGUCCCCGGAAAUUUGAGUUCAUUAGAAUUGGACAUUCGCAUUACAGAUGCACCUUCAGAUCCUGUACCGUCAUCGCUCGAAGUACCCCAGCUUCCAGAUUCUGAAGAAGGGCCAGACUUUGAGAAUGAAGCUGAGCUUGGCAGUGAUUAUUCAGACUUCAGUAGCUCUCAGACUGUUGAACCGCAAAGGGCUCUUGGAGGCGGCCAUCAACACCUACGAAUUACCAGUUGGCAUGUACCUCGAAAACAGUGUCCAGUAUCUGGUGCUUUGCAUGAAUUCCAUGGAUCCAAUUCAUCUAAGCUUGAGUUCAAGCAUAAGCAUGUAAACCAGGAUUCAAGAGCUGCCUAUCCACUCAGCAGCAAGAAAGUAUGGAGUAGAAAAUUAAAACCUGAGAAAGAAGACAAGAAUUUGAAACUUAGAGUCCAUGAAGCAUUCAGCCCUGCUGGGCUUGAUAAGAAACACGAACUUUUGAUUGGCUCUAUAGCUGUUGCUCUUCGAAGUCCUUGUAGCCCAGAAGAUUCAGAUAAUCUGGUUGAGAUAGAAAAUGCCUAUAGAGUAGAACGCCAAGUUCAGAAGCAGGACAUUCAUUCACUAUCCGGCAGGCCUGACACUCUCCAAUGCGUCACUAACCAGCCGAGGGGCAAGCUCUGGAGGCCAGUGAGCCGAAAUGGAGUCAAGGAUUCUGUUAUUGAGAAUGGCAAUAGAGCUUCUGAAGUCGAUGAGAAUGCUGCUGUAAAGGAUGAUUGUCAAACACUCGCUGACGAAAACCUGCUUAUAUCAGCUAGAGUUGAUGGUAGUGAUCACGGAAAUGAGGACAGUUCAGCACAGGUUGUCGCCGGAAAUCCAGGAAACUUGGAGUUUUCGAGCCAUUCUGCACGGGCAGGAAAUCCAGGAAACUUGGAGUUUUCGAGCCAGUCUGCACAGGCUUUUCUUGCGGAGAGAUGGAAGGAAGCUAUUGCAGCAGACCAUGUAAAGUUGCUCUUGCUUCCCGAAUCUGAACCUCCGGGAUCCCCCAAGACCCAAACUGACUCCCAAGGAUCUCCAGAAUUUGGUGAACGCAGCAUUCUUGGUAAUGCAGAGAACCGGAUAGUAAAUGGUGGUAAUUUUGGGUCUUUGGCAUCUGGAAUUGCUAAAGUUGGCAAUAGAGAGAGACUCGACAAGAGCUUUAAGAAAAAGUACAUUCCUAAACAAAGAGGUGGUACAUAGUUUGGAGGUAGCAUAUUUUAUGAUACAGGUGUGCAGUGAUUAUCCCAGACUAGUAUUCUCAGCAGAGGUUCCAGUUUUACCGAUGGUCUUCUGUGUCGUAAUUCAAGGUUGGUUUGGCCGGAAAUUUGUUUUAUACUUCCGUCCUUUCUCUUCGUCGCAUAGCAGCAAAAUGACACAGAAAGUUUUUCAUUGUUUCUUCUAUCUUUCUGGAAUAAACAUAGGCCAGUCCAGUGCCAUUGAGAAGAUCUUAUUGGCACCAA